UAUUCACAAUUUAUCACACACACCUGAAACUUAAACCCAGAAACUGAAAAAAGUCCCCCCCUUUUUUCUUUUUUUAAAUUAUCAGUCCUAAAUUCGAGAAUCUUCUCUGUUCUCUCCCCUCCAAAUUCAAAACUUGUUUCACAUAUUUUCUCUCUCCUCUGCAGGGUUAGGGUUUCUUAUUUUUUGUCAAUUUUAGUUUGCAGAAACUACGAAUUAAAAGUACUGGAAAGAAAGAACACAAAAAUGCAGCAGCCAACUGCUUCGAUGAUGUCGGUUAUGCCCUCUUUUCCUCCAGCUAACAUCACUACCGAGCAGAUUCAAAAGUAUCUUGAUGAGAACAAAAAGUUGAUCCUGGCUAUAUUGGAUAACCAAAACCUCGGGAAGCUUGCCGAGUGUGCUCAAUAUCAAGCACAACUUCAGAAGAACUUGAUGUAUCUGGCUGCAAUUGCUGAUGCUCAGCCUCAGGUGACAGCAGUACCUGCCCAAGUGCCCCCUCAUCCUGCUAUGCAACAAGGAGCAUACUACAUGCAGCAGCAAGCUGCUGCAAUGGCUCAACAGCAAGGUGUUUUCCCUCCUAGGUUGCCCACACAAUUCACUAGUCCGCUUCAGAUGCAUGAGCAACAGCAUCAGCAACAACAUCAGGUACACCAACAACAGCAGCAGCAGCAGGCUAUCCCGGGCCAAAUGCAUUUUAGACCUGCAGGACCCAGUGACGGGAUGCAUCCCAUGCAAACUGAAGCAACACAUGGAGGUGGUAGCAGUGGUGGGCCACCUACGUCAGCCAAUCCAAGUGACACACGUGGGGGAAACAAACAAGAUGGCCCUGAGGCAGGGUCAACUGGUGACGGACAAGGAAGUUCUGCUGCAGGUGCAGGACAUGGCAGUGAAGGAGAACCGUCUUACCUAAAAGGUUCAGAAGAAGGAAAGUGAUGAUGCCUUUUCUGUGUAUAGGCAUGUGACUGUUGAUAAGUAGGGAUAUGUCUCUGUCAUACAGGAAGAAGAUGGUGGUGCUACGGCCUCAUCUUUGGUAAGCUUAAAAUAGGAAUGUGUACUUGAUUGUUUGUUUCUUAACUUAGUGAAAGUUAGCAGGAAGAUGUAGGGUUUCGGUUAUGUUGUGUUGUAGCAUGUUGGCUAAAAUUAAAAUUCAGCAUUAUUAAGUGUCCAAAUUAUGCCAA
Messenger RNA from Beta vulgaris subsp. vulgaris (sugar beet), 1175 nucleotides. Its product is annotated as GRF1-interacting factor 2. Bases 244 to 930 code for a protein of 228 amino acids. The record is from RefSeq and is a predicted model, not a curated record. Gene Ontology annotation, biological process: leaf development; cell population proliferation; positive regulation of transcription by RNA polymerase II. Gene Ontology annotation, molecular function: transcription coactivator activity. Lineage: Eukaryota; Viridiplantae; Streptophyta; Magnoliopsida; Caryophyllales; Amaranthaceae. The transcript has 5 exons. Gene Ontology annotation, cellular component: nucleus.